Messenger RNA from Trichoderma asperellum CBS 433.97, 1083 nucleotides. NCBI's taxonomy places the organism in Eukaryota, Fungi, Ascomycota, Sordariomycetes, Hypocreales, Hypocreaceae. The record is from RefSeq and is a predicted model, not a curated record.
GAAACGGCAUCGCAAGCUUUAGAGCCGGUGUGCAAUUUCUCAGAAGCCACCGCACACCAAAAGUUUCACAUAAUAUUUCGUGAUGGAUUCAGCGAUGAGGCUCUCUCAAAUGCUAUUAUGCUCUCCCUAACAUUCGCUGCAAAUGAAUAUCACUUCACGCAGGAAUGGCCCAGUUUUAAAAAUACAACAAUUAGGCAUAUCAAUCAGAAAAUAGGGUCUUCCCUUGAUCCUCCAGCUGUUUCGCAAAUGAUAGGAGCCAUAUUACUCUUAAUAGGAGUAGAGUGGCGACUGGGGAACAAACCACGAGUAGAGAUGCACUUGGCUGGUGUCAUGCAACUGCUAAACUUCUGCGACUCCAAGCUAAUCCAUCUUCAUGAUGGCAUCAAACAUGCAAUAUUCUGGCAAGAUCUGAACGCGGCUUGGAUCAUAGGUUCCGAGCGCAGAUUCUCCCAUGAUAUUUUCCCAGAGCUUCACUGGGGGCGCAAUCCAUUUCUAUCGUUUGUAUAUACCCUACCGCCGGGAUUCGAGCCACUGAGACAUGUGUUUGGGAGUGACUUGGUCAAGACCAUCGAAGACAUCUAUGCUUUGCAGCAUUACAGAGAAUUAUCGAACAUAGACCUCGAUGACUCAGCUUCCCUUCUCCACUUGGAUAAUCAUCAAGCAUGGAUAGAGUCUCGACUUUACUCUCAUUUCGUAGCGGCAGACGAGAUCAAUGGAGUAUUAGUAGGCUGUAUACUUGCACUAUAUCUCUGCGCUUAUAUGCUGUUUUCGGAGGUAUGGACAGGCCACUUCAUUCCAUCGCACAUAUCUUCAAACCUACUACGUGUCUUACGGGAUGCGAAGAAGAGUAUUUUAUGGGAAGCCAACAGAGAUGCAAUGCUGUGGUGUACGAUAGUGGGUGGCACAUUCGCCCAGCUAGGCGUGACAAGAUCCGAGUACAUAUUGCUACUUCACCAGUCUGCAUAUGGCACGCUCCCCUCCGCAUGGAAAGAAACGGAAAAAUUUUUAGGGAAGUUUUUAUGGUCUAAAAAAGUCUUCUACGGUCCAGGAAAAGCCUUCUGGGAUGCAUACUCGUUAAAUUGA